Molecule: messenger RNA, 1042 nt
Organism: Eucalyptus grandis
Lineage: Eukaryota; Viridiplantae; Streptophyta; Magnoliopsida; Myrtales; Myrtaceae
Exons: 3
Coding region: 204-767 (187 amino acids)
Source: RefSeq, a predicted model, not a curated record
ACCAUCCCUUGCAAAAUUUUGAGUGUCGAGCGUCUUUUUCAAUUGGAAACAGUCUGCUGCAAGAAACUCGAUGAUGAAAAAAAAGGAAGAUAGAACAAAGUGAGGAAGGCUCAGCUCCAGUGAGACCAGCUGAAGCGAGAAGGCCUCCUCUCCUCGCCGUAACGCUUGUUCGAAGAGCGACGAACGCGGAUUCCUCGAUCGGCAUGGAAGAGUUGUGCAAGCGGAUCAACCAUGGAGUGCUCAUGAAGGAUAAAAAACAGGAUUAUAAACAGAAGUUCUGGGUCGACGAAGAUCUCGAAAAGAAUUGCUUCUUGUUGCUUGCUAAAAAGUUAUCCAUCAUUUGGAUCGAAGAAAAGCAAUACUGGGAUUGGAUUGACGAAGCGGAAAAAUGUUACAGCGGCGAAGUAAAGGUACCCGUGGCGAAGCUGUUGAGUGUGUGCUGGCUAAAAAUUUCGGGCAGGUUUAAGACGAUUACACUUUCUCCAAAGACCACAUAUGAGGUUGCCUUUGUGGUGAAAAGGAGUGUAGAUAGCAGUGGGUGGGGCGCUCCGGUGAACUUAAAACUCACUCUGCCGGAUAAAAGCACGCAGGGACGCAUUGAGAAUUUGUUGGUGAAGCCGAAGGGUGAAUGGAUAGACAUCCCUGUCGGUACAUUCAUGACUACUCCGGAGAAUGUUGGCGAGAUAAGCUUUUCCUUCUCUGAAACGGGUAACCAUUGGAAGUCCGGACUCCUCGUCAAAGGUGUUAUCCUUCGACCAAAAGAUUGAGCAUCAAAUCUGUAACAAAGCUUGAAUAUGCAACAUUCCUAGGAAAAGAGAAAAAGCGAAAGGUGUGUUGUCUAGUGAACUCUUUAGUACUAAACAAGUUUCUGUUGUUUCAUCAAGAUGGAAGUGCUUGGUGGAUGCAAUUUCUCUGAUAAAUGAAUGUUCUGGUUUGUCUUAUCUAGAUGUAGCUAUGCUUGACUGAAGAGUGUGAUUUAUGAUAUUUGUGUACCGCCACAACGUGGUGUCGUUGGCACAGAUUAUACAGUUGGUCUUCGGAU